Kuraishia capsulata CBS 1993 is the source of this 600-nucleotide messenger RNA. RefSeq lists its product as uncharacterized. Lineage: Eukaryota; Fungi; Ascomycota; Pichiomycetes; Pichiales; Pichiaceae. The record is from RefSeq and is a predicted model, not a curated record. Gene Ontology annotation, cellular component: plasma membrane; endosome. The transcript is spliced from 2 exons. The coding region runs from base 1 to 600 and encodes 199 amino acids. Gene Ontology annotation, biological process: protein localization to plasma membrane; protein secretion; regulation of exocytosis. Gene Ontology annotation, molecular function: GTP binding; GTPase activity.
AUGUCGAGAGCCUACGAUAUGACCAUGAAGCUAUUGCUAGUGGGAGAUUCCGGUGUUGGAAAAUCCUGUCUCCUAUUGAGAUUUGUCGAGGAUAAAUUCACCCAGUCGUUCAUCACGACCAUCGGUAUAGACUUCAAAAUCAGAACCAUUGAGAUUGGUGACAAGAAGAUCAAGCUCCAGGUAUGGGAUACCGCCGGACAGGAACGUUUCCGCACGAUCACGAUGGCGUACUACCGUGGUGCUAUGGGAAUCAUCAUAGUGUACGACGUUGGUGAUGAGAACUCCUUUAACAGCGUCAAAAAGUGGUAUCAGACCGUGAACCAGCAUGCCAAUGACGAUGCCCAGCUGAUUCUUGUGGGAAAUAAGUGCGAUGACGACUCCGCCAGACAGGUGUCGAAGAAACAAGGAGAGCUUGUUGCUCAAGAGCUCGGGGUUCCAUUUUUGGAAGCCAGUGCAAAGACUAACGAGAAUGUUGACGCUGUGUUCUUUCAACUGGCCCAACUGAUUCUGGAAAAAACUAACGUGGCCCAGCUCGCGCAAAAGGAGAACAACCUUGAUGUUACUCAGGGUAACAAAUCGUCCAGUAGUGGAUGCUGCUAA